AGUAAAAUAAGAGAAACAAAAACCAGAGACAAACAUCAAACUUGAACCCAUAAAGAGGCAAGAGCUAGCCAAGCACAUUAAGGCAGCUAAAACCCUAGCUAGCAGCAUUUGCAAGAAAUCUUAAAACUCUUGUCUCCUCCUAAAUAAAUAGAAAAAAAAUCCUCACAACACAAGCAAAGAAAAGAAUUCCACACAUUAAUUACAUUCUCUAUAUCUGCAAAUUCUCGAUCUCUGGUUGGAAAUAAUUCAAUUAAGCUUCUUCAUCUUUUGCUCAGCCAUGGCGUCAACUUUUAGCAGGAUUGCCAUGAUUUAUAUCUUUCUUGGAUUUUCUUUAACUUUAUCAGAUUAUGGUUUUCUACAAGGGGUGAAAUCUUUUGGCAUCAAUUACGGUCAAAUAGCCAACAAUUUACCACCGCCGGAGAAAGUUCUUGAUCUCAUGACCUCUCUUAGACUCACAAAAGCUAGAAUUUACGAUACUAACCCUAAAAUUCUAACAGCAUUUGCCAACUCCGGCGUUGAAAUUAUUGUCACGGUAGAAAAUCAAAUGCUAGCUGUUUUAAUGGAUCCUCAACAAGCACUUCAAUGGGUCAAUACUCAAAUCAAGCCAUAUUUUCCGGCGACAAGAAUCACCGGAAUCGCGGUCGGAAACGAGAUCUUCACCGACGAUGACACAUCAUUAUUAGCAUAUCUAGUUCCAGCCAUAGUCAGCAUUCAUGGGGCAUUGGUCCAAUUAGGGCUAGAUAGUUACGUGCACGUGUCAACGCCUAAUUCGCUAGCCGUUCUAGCCGAAUCAUUCCCGUCUUCAGCCGGAACAUUUAAGCCGGAAGUGGCCGGAGUAAUGACGCAGUUUUUGCAAUUUUUAUCAAGCACUAAAUCACCAUUUUGGAUCAAUGCAUACCCAUAUUUUGCCUAUAAGGGUGACCCAAAUAGGGUUCCAUUAGACUAUGUUCUAUUCAACCCUAAUUCAGGAAUGGUUGACCCCUUCACCAAGUUACACUAUGACAACAUGCUUUAUGCUCAAGUAGAUGCUAUAAUCUUUGCAAUGGCUAGAUUAGGGUUUAAUGGAAUUGAAGUAAAAGUUUCCGAAACGGGGUGGCCAUCGAAAGGAGAUUCGGAUGAAAUCGGUGCAACAAUUGAAAAUGCAGCAGCUUAUAAUAGAAAUUUAUUGAGAAGACAAAUGGAAAAUGAAGGUACACCAUUGAGGCCUAAUAUGAGAUUAGAAGUUUAUUUAUUUGCAUUAUUUAAUGAAGAUAUGAAACCUGGACCGACAUCAGAAAGAAACUAUGGGUUAUAUCAACCUGAUUGUACUAUGGCUUAUAAUGUUGGAUUGUCUGCUCUUACAAGUUCUUCUUCUACUUCUACUUCUACAUCAUCAACUUCGUCGGCUUCAAUUUCUCUCACAUCCUCUGCCACUAAGGCUUCAAACAAGGAAUAUCAAAGCUUGAUGUACUGGAUGUUUGUCUAUUUGCUGACCUUCCAAGUUUUUAUGAGAAGACAUUAUUAAGCAUGCAAUUGGACUUCAAAUUAAUGUACAUAUUUUAUUGCAUUAUUUUGGUAAGAAUUAAUUUACCUAGGGGUCUUUUCUUUUCUUUUCCUUUUUAUUUCUUUUGUAUUUUUUCAACCUUCAAAAUCUAUAGGGAAAGACCCCAUAAUUAAUCAAGCCCAAAUUGCUCAUAUUAAGCAUAUAAUAGUUCCUAAAAAGAUGUAGACAAUUUCUUCACAUUUAAUUAUUUAGCCAUGGCUAUUUAAUUAACCUUGAUUAAUUGAUUUGUUAGAGGAAGGAACAAAAGCUAUAAUGUAUAUCUCCAUUUAUUGAAAUGAGUUAGAAGAAAAUUUA
Messenger RNA from Mercurialis annua (annual mercury), 1837 nucleotides. RefSeq names its product glucan endo-1,3-beta-glucosidase 11. The record is from RefSeq and is a predicted model, not a curated record. Gene Ontology annotation, cellular component: plasma membrane. Gene Ontology annotation, biological process: carbohydrate metabolic process. The transcript is spliced from 3 exons. Bases 278 to 1504 code for a protein of 408 amino acids. Lineage: Eukaryota; Viridiplantae; Streptophyta; Magnoliopsida; Malpighiales; Euphorbiaceae. Gene Ontology annotation, molecular function: hydrolase activity, hydrolyzing O-glycosyl compounds.